Molecule: messenger RNA, 1672 nt
Organism: Exophiala oligosperma
Lineage: Eukaryota; Fungi; Ascomycota; Eurotiomycetes; Chaetothyriales; Herpotrichiellaceae
Exons: 2
Coding region: 25-1602 (525 amino acids)
Molecular function (GO): protein binding
Source: RefSeq, a predicted model, not a curated record
CGAACAAGAACGAAAGACCACAAGAUGGCCAAGCGGAGGAGAGUCGAUGACAGUAAUGAUACACGGCCUCCUGUUAAGAGAUGCCGGACAGGCUCAAAGCGCAAUCUGCUAGACAUCAGUGAUGAGAUUCUUCUCCGAGUCUUGUACUUCCUCCCCACACAGGAUUUGUUGCGCACUGAACGUGUCUCAAGACGUUUCCACACCCUUGCGAGCGACGGGGAGAUAUGGAAGGCGAAAUAUUACGACACUUGGAUCGACCAUCGAGCCCGCCGGCUACCGCCCGAGAAGACUCAGGAAGGUUCAAGACAGAGAGUCAAGAUCUUGAGAUGGCUGGAACAUGGACAAAAGUUGCGGGAUGGUGCCACAAUCGACUGGAAGCGUCAAUUCAAGAUCAAGACUAAUUGGGCAGCCGGUGCAGCAAAAGUCCAUGAAGUUGAAGUCGCCAAUCCGCCUACGCCACCCGUCAUUGCGAGAGUUCUUAAGGGGGUAGUAUUCACCUUCGAUCGGCUGUCUGGACUACGAGCAUGGACAACCCUAGCAGGAACAAGGACACUCAAAGCACGAUUGCCCUUCGAAACUUCUCGAGCAGCAACGGCCAUGGCCGUCGACAGUUUGGAUGGAGUGACCCAUAUACUAUUGGGCUUCGAAGAUGGCUCAUUUUCGACGUAUAUGUUCACGAACGAGAGUGGGUUCGAAGAUCGCGGAAGCCACCAAACGACGGACGGACCUCUUGUCGCAGCGGCACUCGCUAUGCCAUAUGCGAUGACCAUUUCCAAGACGAAGUUUCUAUCUUUGUACGACUUGACUGUAAGUACGCAGGUGGAAAGGCCCGAUGCCAACCUCGUGCCCGUCGCUCGACUCCAAUCCGAUGCAUCCUUCUCCCCAGUAUCCUUGGCGCUGCGGAGGACGCCUAAGCGCAUCAUUGCGACCGUAGCAUACGCCUUCCAUCGAUUAAAUUCCGGUUGGUGUAUGGGGCUACAAGAAAUCGUCAUGUCGAGUAGCGGUGUGGUGAUGGACAGCAGGUUGACAUCCACGAUCGACACACCAUUCGAUGCACAAUAUCAGGGCAGGGACAGUUGGAAGAUGUCGACGCGGUCGACCAGUUCGCUGCCAUUUCCAUUACAUCCUCCGCUGAUGAGCCCGCCCACUUCCUUAUCCUACGAACAUCCUUUCCUGGUCUGUUCUCUUGCAGACAAUACCAUCAUGUCAUUUCUCGUGACCUCCAACGAGAAUAAGCUGGAAAUAAGCGCAGGCAGACGUCUCUGGGGACACACAUCGGCUGUCUCUGGAGCAGAAGUCAACAAUCGCGGCAAAGCUGUGUCGGUCAGCAGCCGUGGGGAUGAAAUUAGAGUAUGGGAAUUGGAGCCCGUGAUGACGACCAACAGUCAGUCCAAGGCAAGUACACAGAUCAAGGCAGUAGAUGGCUUUUCUGGAGUAACUGCGGCUCUGGCUCGAAGGGGAACCGGCUUGGGCCUUGCACUGCACGAAAUGAAGCGAGAGCUCAGCCUGACGAGGAGCUGGGUUGGUUUCGACGACGAGCAGGUUGUGGUGUUGGGCGAGAGGGACCAGAAACUAAUAAUGGCGCUGUACGACUUUACAUAGAAGACCAUAGUCCAUCAGCUUGGGAAAUCUCAGCUACGAAGAUACGAUGAAUUGAAUGAAUGAAACCUUC